UCAAUGACGUGGAUUUUCAUUGAGGCAGUCAGUGCUGCCAAAAACACACAUUAACCAACGUCUCAGAGCUCUCACACCAACUUUAUUCACAUUUAGAAGUUGGGACCAGUCGUUUUAUUUCCUUCGUUUGUCACACUUCAGCGCAGUUUUGUCACCGCUGUGAUAACAGUGUUUGUCUGUCUCGUUAACUGUACAGUGUGUCAGCGCAGACUCCAGGAUGAGCAAAAACAACAAAGCGUUGAACCUGAGGGAUAAAAUCAGCGGUAAUGAAGUGGACCUGAGCCUGUGUAACCUCACCGAGGUGCCAGUCAGAGAGCUGGCUUUAUUCACCAAAGCAACUGUUGUGGACUUGUCUUGCAACAACAUUACCUCCCUCCCUCCAGAGUUCUGCAACCUGACCCACCUGGUGAAGGUGGAUCUGAGUAAAAACCAGCUGACCUGUCUGCCAGAUGACGUGGGGAACCUGACCAGCCUUCAACAUCUGGACCUGUACAACAACAAGCUGACUGUGCUACCUGUCAGCUUCUCUCAGCUCAGGGGUCUGAAGUGGUUGGAUCUGAAGGAUAACCCGCUGGAGGCCGGCCUGGCCAAGGCAGCAGGAGACUGUCUGGAUGAGAAGCAGUGCAAACAGUGUGCCUCCAAGGUUUUGCAGCACAUGAGUGGUCUUCAGGAUGAGGUCGAUCGUGCACGAGAGAAACGCCUCUUGAGGGAAAAAGAGCUGGAAAGGAAGCGGGAGGUGAAGCAGAGGGAGCGGGAGGCCAGAGAGAAGGAGGCACGUAAACGGGAGAAAGCAGAGGAGAAGGAGAAAAGAAGGAAAGAGUACAACGCUCAGAUGGCAGCUGUGGCUGCACGGGAACAACAGAAGAAGAAGAGCGAGGAUAAGAAGAAGAAAAAUGGACAAGCAGCAGGUGAGACUAAAGCAGAUAAAAAGGUCGUUGAGCAAUCAGCACCUAAACCCCGACGCUCUCUCAUUGGCCUGAUGUUCAAGCUCCUUCUCCUGCUGCUCCUGGGAUUGGCCGGAGUUGCCGCUGCCUGCCGACUGACCGACUUGCAGAAGGAAGCUGUGUGUGUGCCAGUCAACGUCGCCCUGGAUGACAGCCUAUCCUGGGCCAAAGAGCAGGAGGGCGUGGUCAGACAACUGGUGCAGAAUCUGUCAUCUGCAGCAAAGGAGUUCCUUGAAUCCACACAAGCGCCUAAGAACUAAACUCUCUCAUCUGCUGCCAUCAACUUCCAGAGCUGCAGGUUUUCCACUCCCACCUGUGAAUCCUGGGAUUUUUUUUUUUUUUAUGCUGAAGUCAUGAAUCUCAUUAAUUAUGGGCAAGGCUGCGUCCCCUCACCCUGUCUGUGGUGGUGGGAGGUGAAGAGUCUGUACAGAUGGACAAAGGGGGAUGGACAGAUGUGUUCAAAUCAUCUUAGAUUCCUAUGGAAUUGUUGUCGCUCUUGUACCCUCUUUGUACUACAGCCUGUUUUUAAAAAAAAUUCAUCGUCUUAAAUGUCUCCCCUUCGACCAUGUUCUGCACUUUAACCAGGUUUAUGUGUAGGUGCAUGACGUGGAGCGCGGGGUGUAUUUAAGAGGUGUUCAGUGAAAUGUCAGGUGGCCCUGUCUGUGCUGCACUAGAGCGUCGAGUCACAUGUUAACUGCCAGUCAGAGUUGUCCAUAAGCUGGUGUCAGAUGUGGCAGUCUGAGCAUGUGCAGUGAAGGCUGUGUGAAUGUAGAGCUCACCCGUCUGUGGCCUCCUCUGUCCAUAAAGUCUUACAUCAGUCAAACCAGCUCAAUCUCACAACGUCUGGCAUGCAAACUAGAGCCCAACUGAUACAUGAGAGCAUCUCUAUCAUAUCACACAUAUAACAGCAUCCAGCACAUAUCGGCUAACCUACAGCACUACAGAAAUGCCAAAGAUAUGUUCGAGGUCAUUCAAAGGUCCAGUUUGUAGGAUUUGGGGCGAUAUGUUGGCAGAAAUGGAACACAAUAUAAUAAAUGUUUUCUUUGAGUGAAUAAUCACCUGAAAAUAAUAAUCAUGUUUCUGUUGAAUGAGCUGUUUAUAUCUACCUAGGGAGCGUUUCCUCGUUUAUGGAGAUCGCCAUGUUGCACCGCCAUGUUUCUACAGUAGCCCAGAGCAGAUAAACCAAACACUGCCUCGAGAUCGGGCGAUUGCGUUCGGGUCGGCCACCGUAGUUAGAAGCCCAUCUGUGAUGAGAGGUGAAGAGGAAAAAAAACGAAUCAGUGACAUGAAACUGCUUUUUUCAGUGUUUUUGCCAGUUUAGAUCAAUUUUUUUUUUUUUUUAAAAGCUAAAGAAAAGGUGAGCACGUGACAGCAGGUGCUGCGCUAGCGACCCUCCUCACUAGUUAGAAAUUCAUCUGAUUAGCAGUGACGGAAAAAUGCUAAAUUGUUCUUGAAACUUCUUUAUUCAGUGUUUUUAUCGGUUUAAAUCACUGGAUGCGCUUGUUUUGGAGAGGAAAAGACCUCUGCUGAUUAUUUGAACUAUAAACACUGAAGGAAUUCUAACCGGGUGAAGUUUCAGCUGGUUACAGUCUGCAAUCCUCGCCACGAGGUGUCACUAAAUCCCCCUAAAUCUUACACACUGGACCUUUAAAAACUGUUGUCUUUACAUAGUUUGUUCAGCAGAGAGCAAAAUUUACAAAUGUAGUUAUUUAUUAUUUUAUUUUAUUGUUAUUUCAAUAGAUUAAUUGACUCUCUCCAAUUUAAGAAAAAAAAAUUAACAUAACAGCCAAUAAAUCAUCUGAUUUAACACAAUUAUUUAUCUGUAUUGGCCUCAAAAAUCAGGUAUCAGUAGGGCUCUAAUGUACCCCCUCCGCUCCGCUCCCCACUGUGCAAACUAUAUUAAAAAGGACCAUACCAACAGUUUUGCUUGUGUUCGUCCCAUUGAUAGAAAUUCUGUCUACAUAACAGAUACCCAGUUUUACAAAUCAGGCUGUUGUGUGUGAAAUAUUUGGACACAUUUUUCCUUCUUUCCCUACACUCACUGGUUUCCAUUCAUUCCCAUUACAGUUUGAAAAGUUAUAAGACUCUUGGAGACGUUCUAAAAAUUACUACGAGACAUUUCAACUUAAAUCUGCAGUUAAACAGUAAACAAAAAUACUGGAGCUUCAACACUAAUAUAUCCAGACUUGAUGUUCACUGUGGUGGAUCACUGGAUUACACACCUGAUUUUUAAUACUACACAGACUAAAUGGAAACCAGUUGCUGCAUGGAAGGCAGGACAAGUACAAAAAUAGCAGUAAAAGUUAUCUAUAAUAAAUUAAACAUGUUUUGUUGUUAAAGGGGGUAUCACUUGUAAAAAUGGUGGUAUGGUCCUUUUUUCAAAAGUGCAGUGGUUAAAGUAUUUAACUUCACUUUCCCCAAAUCAUCUGUUAUAAUAAGGACCAACGGUUGAUAUUAAACUAACAAUCCAAAGUCUGUAAUGCCUUUCUUCUUGUAAUCUGUUAACUGUUCAUGAAGAGAAACCGGCCAAAUAUUUUACGGUUGUUUCAGAUAACCUGAUGACUCUUGAAAUGCAACUUGUUUUCAUUGUCUGGGCGUCUGCCUCUGCUGCUGUGGUUCUUGUACAGCUUUGUCCACGCUCUAAAACACUGUCAGCGUUAAUAAAUGGCUAUGCACUGCAAAAGA
This is a messenger RNA of Epinephelus moara (kelp grouper), 3629 nucleotides long. It is a transcript of the gene lrrc59, whose product is annotated as leucine rich repeat containing 59. Gene Ontology annotation, molecular function: protein binding. The transcript is spliced from 8 exons. The record is from RefSeq and is a predicted model, not a curated record. Lineage: Eukaryota; Metazoa; Chordata; Actinopteri; Perciformes; Serranidae. The coding region runs from base 218 to 1204 and encodes 328 amino acids.